This is a messenger RNA of Vitis vinifera (wine grape), 2676 nucleotides long. Its product is annotated as senescence-associated carboxylesterase 101. Lineage: Eukaryota; Viridiplantae; Streptophyta; Magnoliopsida; Vitales; Vitaceae. Bases 182 to 1180 code for a protein of 332 amino acids. The record is from RefSeq and is a predicted model, not a curated record. Gene Ontology annotation, molecular function: carboxylic ester hydrolase activity. The transcript is spliced from 4 exons. Gene Ontology annotation, biological process: lipid metabolic process; defense response.
AAAAAAAAAACCAAAUAAUGCCAGAAUUUGGGUUGAGAAACACCCAAAAGAUAGUGGCCCAAUACAUGUGCCUAAGAAAAUCUUCAUGAGCCGAUAAACAUAGUCACAAAACUAGGAACAGCCUUGUAGCCAUAGUUGGUGUAGUAUGAGCAAGUGGGGUAUGAAGUAGGUAGGCAUCUCCAUGGGAGGAAGGAGGAUGAAUCAAGUUCCUUUGUUUAGCUCUGCAAGAAAACUGGGAAAUUUAAUUGUGACCUCCAAUCUAAUCGACUCUGCUUUGACUAAAAUUCUUGAGCUUCAAAGAGACCAAACAGCCUUGCCUUCCCCCGUUCAAUACAGAGUUUUUUAUCCAUCUCCCAAGUGCACAAUUGUAGCUUUUGUCUCUUCACCUGACUGCACUCAAAACCCUCUUCCUGGACAAGGAGAUUUAGUUCCCUCUCCUCUCUUUGACUUCCUCUGCACCGAAGAAUACAAGUCCGUCUCCAUUAACAGAGCUGCAUUAACCCUCUUUACCUCUCUCCACGAUCAUCUCUCUGGACUAAAAACUCAGUUGACUGUGAUUGAAGGUCGAUUAAUCAUCACUGGGUACUCGAUGGGAGGAUCCGUUGCUUCUCUCUUCACCUUAUGCCUGUUAGAAGUCAUCAAUUUAUCAAAACCCAAAUGCCGCCCCAUUUGUAUCACCUUUGGUUCACCCCUCAUAGGCGACUUUGGCCUCCAACACUCCAAUUGGAAUUCUUUCUUCUUGCAUGUAGUGUCCAACCAAGAUCUAGUCCCCGGACUCUUCCUCCCAUCCGACAGAUCUCCUCCCACAUCCUCCCAUUCACAAACUACUGGUUACAAGCCCUUUGGGACAUAUCUCUUGUGCUCUGAACUUGGUUGUGCUUGUUUUGACAACUCUGAUUUAAUUUUGGAAUUGCUGAAAGUCAUAUCAUCAGAGGUUGCCAGAGGAUUGCGGGAUGUUGAUUACAGGAAGAUUUUAAGAAACCUCAAGGAGAGGGCAAUCUGCAAGGGACUUCCGCAGGUGGGUGAAAGGUUUGCAAAUCCAUUUGCAGCUGGGAUCAUCAUGGAACUUGAGACAAAUAUUGGAUUUAAUGAAACAAAGGUAAACAGCUUUCUCCCAUCUAAUGAUGUUAUGGAACAUGGUUUACACCUCAUUAAAUACUGCAACAACUGCCCUAUUUAGAUUUACCUUCUUGUUCUUUGGGAUCUUCCAUAACUAGACUCAUUUUUUAAUGCCAUUUUAUUUUCCUUUUUGUUUCUAAAUUUUUUAAAAAUCGUUUUCACUUCUUUUUUUUAAGAAAAUUUUGGCAAAUUUUGAAAAUAUAAUAUUAGUGUUUUCACUUCUUUCUUUCUUUCUUUUUUUCUUUUUUUUUUUAAACUCAAUUUUCUAAAAAAUGAAAAUAGAAAAACAUUGUCUAAACAUGUUUGUAAACUUAAUUUUAUUUUUUUAUAAAUGAAAAAAAAAAUCUAAAUGAGUAAGGCUUUAUUAAUUUUAAUUUUUUUCUUUUCCUUAUAUUUUCUUAUUUUAUUCCAAAUUUUCUUGCAACCAAACAUAAUCUAAAUGUUUACAACUUUUAUUGUAAGGAAUGAAUGACACUACUUUGUGAACUUUUAUGAUAAUAUUUUGAAUCAUAAAUUGUGUUUUUUUUAGUAAUAUCAAUUUUAUUACCAAUGACUUAAUUGUUAAUAACAAAAUAUAAUAUUUAUAAAUAUUUUUAUUCUCAACAGGCUACAAUUUUUACUCUUGUGAUAAAAAAAAUUUUGUCAUAAAUUACACAUUAUGAUGAGUUUUUCUAUUUUCCUUAUCAGCCAAUUCAACAAAUAUCAUAUAUAUAUUGUAGUGGCUAACAAAUUUUCACAUAAAUUUUUUAUAAGAUAAAGUAGAAUGGAAUUAUUCAAUUUCAAAAAAAAAAAUGGUACCUAAUGAAAAAGAUAAAAUAUAUAGAUCAUCUCGAAGAAAUCAGGAAAGAUAAAUGAUGAGACCAUAUAUAGGACCCUUGAUGGAGACUAUUUUAAUUGAAGUGGUGUGCUCCUUCCGACUCAGAACAUGUUCAGCAUUGCACACAAACUAACAUCGUCGAUCUUGAGUAUGAAAAAGGUGAUUAGAUUCCAAGGACUUGCUACUCAACAAUGACCAAAGAAGUUCAUUUGUGGUUUGUCCCAACUCCUCAUAUUAGAGGUGAUGCUCAAGCUAACGUGCCUCGCAGUUGAGCCCCGGCCAAUCGCUCUAAUAUGCUUUUCCAAUGGUGAGUUUCACUGCCACCAUGUAUUACAUUAAUUCCGAUAGCGCACAAGUUGUGUUUGUGCUAUUGCUUUUUGCCCUCACAAACAUAUACACAAGAGACAUUCAGACCAGAUCUGUUCUACCAUCCUCUAGGAAAGCAUUGUAGGUCAUUUGAAAUUGGGAUUUCAGCACCAGAGUCAAAUUGCCUUCCUUCCUGAAAGAUGAGCAUUUUUUAUACUCUUACAUCGGCUUUUAUGGAAAUGAAAUCAGCUUCUCAUUCUGUUACAUUUUUCAAUUUUACUGCCUAUAACUGCUCACUGCCUGUUUGUGAGAGGUAUGGACCCAUGGGACAUUAUCCAGAUUUUCCCUGAUCAAUUAUAGAAAGGUCAUUGGACUCAUCCAUGAUUGGAAUUUCCUGUUAUCAUUAUUUGCAAAUCAUCAACCAUUUGUCAUGA